Molecule: messenger RNA, 957 nt
Organism: Alternaria infectoria
Lineage: Eukaryota; Fungi; Ascomycota; Dothideomycetes; Pleosporales; Pleosporaceae
Exons: 3
Coding region: 1-957 (318 amino acids)
Source: RefSeq, a predicted model, not a curated record
AUGAGGUCCAUUAUGACGCCUCACGAUGACCCGCCUAUCUACCAGCUGCCGGAAGAGUUACUGCUGCACGUCGCCUCUUAUCUUCCCGACGCAGCUGCACCCACGACCCUCAAGGACCUGAAUCGUCCCCUCGUUGAAAAGGCGGAAAUCCAACUCAGUGACCUUUUCGAAGCUCUCGACUGCAGCCGGCUACGAAGUCUCAAAAUGCAGCUUAUCAACGACAGCUAUCAUCUCACAGACGACCGAGAUACCCAGCUUGAUGCUAGCUAUCUCAUAGAUCAACUUGAUAGCAUGCGAGACAGUCUAGAAAGGCUUGCCAUCACGCAUGAAAUUACUGAUGACGACUCCGAUUUAGAAUGGCUGCUGGGAUUGUUGACGAACCAAAAGAGAUCAUUUAAACACUUCACCAACCUCAAGCAUCUCACCAUUCCACAGUUGUUCUUUUUCAACGAGGAGACGGAUCGUUGGCUGGAACACUGCUGCCAGCCGAGAGAUUUGCCACCAAAGCUCGAGACGUUGGAAAUCUUGUACCCUCAAUCAGACAUAGAAGACUGGGUACAGGUAGAGCGCUUCCAGCCCCCAGGAUAUCAAGACGAUCCGGCUUUAGGCUUUCAAGCCAAGCUGCCCUCGGCUUUGUGGAAGAUCACAUUGACGUGUCGCGACGAAGUUGGCUCAUCUGCAUCGUCCUUCACGAAGGACGUAGAGCCGAUCUGGGUGGUGCUGUCGUUUGAUCUCCUAAUUGAGACGUAUGUCUUCUGUCAGACCCAAGGAAACUGGUACAAUUUGAAAGACUUGCGCUACGAGCAAUUAGACAUGAACGAGGAGGAGACCGACAGCGAUAUGUCAGCGAUGUUAUUAGCGCAUUCUGGACCUCAGGUAGAAUCGACCGACAGCGAACUGGAAACAACUGAUAGUGGAGACUACGACGAAGAAUCGGACGAAGAGUCGGACGAAUAG